This is a messenger RNA of Dichotomopilus funicola, 2883 nucleotides long. RefSeq names its product Utp14 protein-domain-containing protein. The coding region runs from base 1 to 2883 and encodes 960 amino acids. Lineage: Eukaryota; Fungi; Ascomycota; Sordariomycetes; Sordariales; Chaetomiaceae. Gene Ontology annotation, cellular component: nucleolus; small-subunit processome. The transcript has 2 exons. The record is from RefSeq and is a predicted model, not a curated record. Gene Ontology annotation, biological process: rRNA processing.
AUGCCUGGCCGACAAUCCCACGGCCGACCCCUCCUCCCAACACCGGGGGGAAGCGGUUCCAAACCCCCCGGCAAAUCCCACGUCCGCACCUUUAACAACAACAACAAAUCCCGCGCCAAAUCCACCGCCAAAGCCCUCGACGCCUUCGCCCUCGCAUCCUCACAAUUCCCCGACUCCACCCGCGGCGUACGAACGCGCGGUCUCGAAGGUCAUGACGACGGCGGGCGGCUGCUGAAGAGGCCGCGGGGCAGAGACGAUGAUGAUGAUAGUGAUGAUGGCGAGGAUGGGUUUGGAGCGGGUGGGGAGGAUGGGGAUGGUGGUGGUGGUGGUGGUGGUGGUGGUGCUGCUGGGCGUGGGGGGCCGAAGAAGAGGGGCAGGAGGGAGGAGGAUGGGGAUGGGGAUGGGGAUGGGGGGUUUGAUGGGUUUUCCGAUGAUGAUGGGGAGGGGGGGAGUGAUAGUGAGGAGUGGCAUGUUGGUGUGGGUGCGGAGGAUGAGGACUCGGAGUUGGAUUCUGAUGAGGCGUUUGGGGAGAGUGAUGAGGAGAAGUUUGAUGGGUAUGCGUUGCCGGGGAAGGUGGGGAAGGGGAAGAAGGGGAGGAAGGUAAAAAAAAGAAGCGGGGAGGGGGAUGGAAGUGAUGAGGAGGAAGAGGGAGAUGAUGAUGAGGAUUUGGAGUCGUUGGGAUCGGACGCUAUUGAUUUGGCGACUGCGCUGGAUCAAUUUGAGGAGGACGAGGAGGACGAGGAGGAAGGGGAAGAGUCUGGGUCCGAAGAGGAUGAAGAAUCGACCGACGCGGAUGACGAGAGCGAGGAGGACGAAGAUGAUGAUGAUAAUGAUCCUUCGAAACUCGCGGCCCUGGAAAAUGUGUUUGCCGGGUUUGGAGAGGACGACGAGGAAGUGGAGGACGAGCCGGGGGCGCAAGGCAAGGUGAAGCUGAGCCUAAAGGACCUUGGGCUGGCUGGUGUGAAAGACCCGCACAUGAAGCGCUCUCUGCGGCUCAUGAACAAGGAGGAGAAGGCUGUUAAACCAGGCUCGUCCAAAAAGCUCGAGAUCCCGCUUGCCCAACGCCAGCAAGACCGUCUACUCCGCAGUGCCGCCUACGAAAAGACCAACGAGACCCUCGAUAAGUGGAUUGACACCGUCAAACACAACCGACGCGCCGACCAUCUGGUGUUUCCGCUCGCUCAAAACGCCCAGGAUCGUGGGUUAGAUAGCGGCGAGCUGAUGCCCAUCACCCAAAAGACAUCUGGUACCGAGCUUGAGCAAACGAUUCUGGCAAUCAUGGAGGAAAGUGGCCUGGGACCUACCGCCAAGACAGAGAACAAAGAGGGCAACGAACAUGACCGUCCGCCAGGGCUGUCACAAGCCGAACAACAAGAAAUAGCCCGGCAGCGGCGGCGCGAACGAGAGAUGCACUCGCGCGAGCAGGCCCGGGCCAAACGCAUCAAGAAGAUCAAGAGCAAAGCCUACCGUCGUAUCCACCGCAAAGAACUGGCCCGCGAAGAGGAGGCCGAGCGCGAGGAAGCCCUUGCGGCCGGCGAACUGGAUUCGGACGAUGAGCGAGAGGCUUUGGACCGUCGGCGCGCAAUGGAGCGCAUGGGUACCCGACACCGGGAGAGCAAGUGGGCCAAGCUGGGCAAGAAAGCUGGCCGGGCUGUGUGGGACGACGACUUCCGCGCCGGCCUUACCGACAUGGCGCGGCGGAAGGAAGAUCUGCGGCGCCGGAUCGAGGGCCAACGGACCGGUGAUGGCGGCGAUGAUGUUGAUGAUGAUGAAGGCUCUGAUGUCUCCGAUGCCUCGGAUAACGAAGGGGGGGAUCCCCGUCGUCGCCUUCUCGCGGAUCUUGAGCGUGCGGCUGCGUACGACGACGACGACGAGAAGCCGCAAUCUGGGCUCAUGGCGAUGAAAUUCAUGCAGCGAGGCGAGGAGCUGCGGAAAAAGGAAAACGAGGAAGCCAUUGCUGCGCUCCGUCGCGAGCUCGACUCGGACGCUGCAAGUUCGGGUGAUGAAGAAGCGGAAGUCGGGCGCAAGCAGUUCGGCAUGGGCAAUGCGGCCACUACGAUGAAGAACAUUUCGACAAGGAAAGCUAAAGCUGAAGCCCGUGGGCUGUCUGGGUCGUCCGUGGGUAUUGAGCCAUCAUCCCAGGGCCGCACUGAAGACACCGCUGUUUCGCUGUCUGCAGGUGCAUGGUCCUCCGAAGCGACACCAUCAGCGCCCGGAGCCGCGGGUGCCUGGGCUCAAGCCGAGCCAGUCAGCCGGAAGAGCAAGAAGGGCCCCAAGGCCAAAGCCGAGGAAUUCGACCUCUCCAACGCUGCAGUCGUCGUCAAAGCCGCUAAGCCCAAAGCCAAGUCCCAUGCCACCCCUGCUAUCACCACCAGCACCACCGAUGGCACAGUCGCCACGGCGGCUGAAGACUCCGAAGAAGAUGACGCCCUUCACCUCCCCAUGGCUAUCCGCGACCAGCACCUGAUCGAGCGGGCGUUCGCUGGCGAGGACGUCCACGGUCAAUUCGAAGAGGAGAAAGCGGAGAUGGAGCAAGAAGACGACGAGAAGGAGGUCGACAACACGCUUCCGGGGUGGGGCAACUGGGUCGGCGACGGUGUGAGCAACCGGGAGAAGAAGAAGCACCAGGGCCGGUUUGUGACCAAGGUGGAGGGGGUCAAGAAGAAGGACCGUAAGGAUUAUAAGCUGAAGGAUGUGAUUAUCAGCGAGAAGCGAAUUCGCAAGCUGCCGCACCCGUUCGAGUCGCAGCAGCAGUACGAGCGGUCAUUGCGGCUGCCGGUCGGGCCGGAGUGGUCGACCAAGGAGACGUUCCAGCAAGCGACGAAGCCGCGGGUCAUUGUCAAGCAGGGGGUCAUUGCGCCCAUGUCGAAGCCGAUGUACUAG